Molecule: messenger RNA, 4021 nt
Organism: Mesitornis unicolor (brown roatelo)
Lineage: Eukaryota; Metazoa; Chordata; Aves; Mesitornithiformes; Mesitornithidae
Gene: CACNA1E
Product: calcium channel, voltage-dependent, R type, alpha 1E subunit
Exons: 28
Biological process (GO): chemical synaptic transmission; calcium ion import across plasma membrane
Cellular component (GO): neuronal cell body; voltage-gated calcium channel complex; membrane
Molecular function (GO): high voltage-gated calcium channel activity; calcium ion binding
Source: RefSeq, a predicted model, not a curated record
ACGGGAGCGUCGCCGGCGGCACCACAUGUCGGUGUGGGAGCAGCGCACCAGCCAGCUGCGCCGGCACAUGCAGAUGUCCAGCCAGGAGGGCAUCAACAAGGAUGAGCCGCCCCUCAUCAACCCCCAUGCCAGCAUCUUCCGCAGGAAGAAACCAGGGGACGGCGUCACCCUGGAGAAACACGCCGAGGAGCAGGGCAGCAAGGGCGAGCGGCCGCUGGCUGAGGGACCCGAGCAGCCGGCCCCGGGAGCGAACCCUGGCAGUGGUGAGGACAGGAGAAGCCCAUCACCCCGGGCCAGGCGAGACAAGGAGUCGUGGCACCAGAAAUCGUGCCAUGGGAACUGUGAUCCAGGCGAGCAGGAUGGGGCAGGAGGCGGCAUCGAGGAUAGGGCCAGGAUGAGGCAGAGCCAGCGGCGCAGCCGGCAUCGCAGAGCCCGGAUGGAGGGGAAGGAGCCAGCUGGUGCCUUGGGGAGCCGCUCGGCCAGCCAGGAGAUGGGUCUGGAGGAGGCCAGCCCCACAGAGGGGACACAGGAUGGGGACCGGCGUGGAGACAUGGCCUCAGCAGAGGCACUGAUACAGGGGGAACCAGAGGUGACUGGAGACCCUGUCAGGACAAACGGGGUCCCUGACGGUGAUGCGGAGCUGGUUAGGACCACAGAAGAGGGGAGCACCCCUCAAGUGGCACCUGAGCCCCCCCGGGGGAAGACAGGCAGCCUGACAGAGCAGGACUGCAGCAGCCCAGACGCCAGCGAGCAAGCACUGCUGGAGGCCAGCUGCACCGUCAGCCGAAGCGAGCCGGACCUCUCUGCCAUCACCCCCAACACCGAGAAGGCCACGGAGAGCACCACAAUCAUGAUCGAUGUCCACGACUCUGCUGUGGUACAGAUUAGCAACAAGACAGAUGGUGAAGCCAGCCCCUUAAAGGAGGCCGAGACCAAGGAGGAUGAGGAGGAGAUGGAGAAGAAGAAGCGGAAGAAGGAGAAAAGCGAGACGGGCAAAGCGAUGGUGCCGCACAGCUCCAUGUUCAUCUUCAGCACCACCAACCCGGUGCGGAGGGCUUGCCACUACAUUGUGAACCUGCGCUACUUCGAGAUGUGCAUCCUCCUGGUGAUCGCUGCCAGUAGCAUCGCCCUCGCCGCGGAGGAUCCCGUCCUCACCAACUCCGACCGCAACAAAGUCCUGAGGUAUUUCGACUACGUCUUCACUGGCGUCUUCACCUUUGAGAUGGUUAUCAAGAUGAUCGAUCAGGGCUUGAUCCUGCAGGACGGCUCCUACUUCCGAGACCUCUGGAACAUCCUGGAUUUCAUCGUGGUGGUGGGAGCGCUGGUGGCUUUCGCCUUGGCGAAUGCUCUGGGGACCAACAAGGGCCGGGAUAUCAAGACCAUCAAGUCUCUCCGUGUGCUGCGGGUCUUGAGGCCCCUGAAAACCAUCAAGCGACUGCCCAAGCUGAAGGCCGUCUUCGACUGCGUUGUGACUUCCCUCAAGAAUGUCUUCAACAUCCUCAUCGUCUACAAGCUCUUCAUGUUCAUCUUUGCUGUCAUUGCCGUCCAGCUCUUCAAGGGGAAGUUUUUCUACUGCACUGACAGCUCUAAGGACACGGAGAAGGACUGCAUAGGGAACUACGUGGACCAUGAGAAGAACAAGAUGGAGGUGAAGUGCCGGGAAUGGAAACGCCAUGAGUUUCACUAUGACAAUAUCAUCUGGGCUUUGCUCACUCUGUUCACAGUCUCCACCGGCGAGGGUUGGCCCCAGGUGCUGCAGCAUUCGGUGGACGUGACAGAGGAGGACCGUGGGCCCAGCCGCAGCAACCGCAUGGAGAUGUCAAUUUUUUAUGUCGUCUAUUUUGUGGUCUUCCCUUUCUUCUUUGUCAACAUUUUUGUGGCUCUCAUCAUCAUUACCUUCCAAGAGCAAGGAGACAAAAUGAUGGAGGAGUGCAGUCUGGAGAAGAACGAGAGGGCCUGUAUUGAUUUUGCCAUCAGCGCAAAGCCCCUCACACGGUACAUGCCCCAGAACCGGCACACCUUCCAGUACCGGGUCUGGCACUUUGUGGUCUCUCCAUCCUUUGAGUACACCAUCAUGGCCAUGAUAGCAUUGAACACCGUGGUGCUGAUGAUGAAGUACUACUCUGCUCCCUACACCUAUGAGCUGGCCCUGAAGUACCUGAACAUUGCAUUCACCAUGGUGUUCUCCUUGGAGUGUGUCCUCAAGAUCAUUGCUUUCGGCUUCCUGAAUUAUUUCCGGGAUACCUGGAACAUCUUUGACUUCAUCACUGUCAUCGGCAGCAUUACAGAGAUCAUCCUGACAGACACCAAGCUGGUGAACACCAGCAGCUUCAACAUGAGCUUCCUGAAGCUCUUCCGGGCUGCUCGGCUCAUCAAGCUGCUGCGCCAGGGUUACACCAUCCGCAUCCUGCUCUGGACGUUUGUGCAGUCCUUCAAGGCUCUGCCCUACGUCUGCCUCUUGAUUGCCAUGCUUUUCUUCAUCUACGCGAUCAUUGGGAUGCAGGUAUUUGGCAAUAUCAAACUAGAUGAGGAAAGCCACAUUAACAGGCACAACAACUUCCGCAGCUUCCUGGGCUCCCUUAUGCUCCUCUUCAGGAGUGCCACGGGAGAGGCCUGGCAGGAGAUCAUGCUGUCCUGCCUGGAGGGCAAAGGCUGCGAGCCGGACACGACAGCGACGUCCGGACAGAAUGAGAACGAGCGCUGCGGCACUGACCUGGCCUACGUUUACUUUGUCUCCUUCAUCUUCUUCUGCUCUUUCCUGAUGCUCAACCUGUUUGUGGCGGUCAUCAUGGACAAUUUUGAAUACCUGACUCGGGAUUCCUCUAUCCUGGGACCUCACCACCUAGAUGAGUUUGUCCGGAUCUGGGCAGAGUAUGACAGAGCAGCGUGUGGCCGAAUCCAUUACACUGAGAUGUAUGAAAUGCUGACUCUUAUGUCACCACCGCUAGGCCUCGGCAAGAGAUGUCCUUCCAAAGUGGCCUAUAAGAGACUGGUGCUGAUGAACAUGCCCGUGGCCGAGGACAUGACGGUCCAUUUUACCUCUACCUUGAUGGCACUGAUACGCACAGCCUUGGACAUCAAAAUUGCCAAAGGUGGUGCAGAUUGGCAGCAGUUAGACUCCGAGCUUCAAAAGGAGAUCCUGACCAUUUGGCCUCACCUGUCCCAGAAGAUGCUUGACCUGUUGGUUCCCAUGCCAAAAACCUCUGACCUGACUGUUGGCAAGAUAUAUGCAGCCAUGAUGAUCAUGGACUACUACAAGCAGAGCAAAGCGAAGAAGCAGCGGCAGCAGCUGGAGGAGCAGAAAAAUGCCCCCAUGUUCCAGCGCAUGGAGCCGUCCUCCUUGCCGCAGGAAAUCAUCUCGAACGCGAAGGCUCUGCCUUACCUCCAGCAGGACACCAUCUCGGGCCUGAGCAGCCGGAGUGGGUUCCCCUCGCUCAGCCCGCUCUCGCCACAGGAGAUCUUCCAGCUGGCGUGCAUGGAUCCAUCCCACGGGCAGUUCCAGGAGCACCAAUCUCUGGAGCCAGAGGUUAGGGAGUUUCAAAGAGUGCAGCCCUCUAACCGUGUCAGCUACCUUCCCGUGGACACUCAGGACCAUGCUGUCUCUGGGAGGGCCUCUUCCAUGCCUCGUCUCACUGUGGAUCCCCAGGUGGGGACGGACACCAGCUCGAUGCGGCUGUCGUUUUCCACCAUCCGGGACAAGCGCACCAACAGCUCCUGGCUGGAUGAGUUCUCCAUGGAGCGCAGCAGCGACAACACCUACAAGUCCCGCCGGCGCAGCUACCACUCCUCGCUCCAGCUCUCUGCCCGGCGCCUCAACGCUGACUCGGGCCACCGGUCUGAAGGGCAUCGCUCGGGCGGCAGGGAGCGGGGCCGAUCCAAAGAGCGCAAGCACUUGCUGUCCCCCGACAUCUCCCGCUGCAAUUCGGAGGAGAGGAGUCCCCAGGCGCACGACGAGUCGCCGGAGCGGCGGCGCGAGUCCCGGUCACCCAGCGAGGGCAGGUCACAGACACCCAACAGGCAG